AUGAACUCCGUGUCGCCGGCCGCCGCGCAGUACCGGAGCGGGAGCCCGGAGCACGCGCGCCGGCCGCGGGGACCCCGAGCCCCAGACCCCAACGGCCUGGGACCCCCCGGAGCCGGCGGCCCCGCCCGCGCCUCUCCCGGGGCCGCAGCUGCGGAGCCGGACGAAGUGGACAAGUUUAAGGCCAAGUUCCUCACGGCCUGGAACAACGUCAAGUACGGUUGGGCUGUCAAAAGCCGGACCAGCUUUAGCAAGAUCUCCAGCGUGCACGUGUGCGGCCGGCGCUACCGUUUCGAGGGCGAGGGUGACAUUCAGCGCUUCCAGCGGGACUUCGUGUCCCGCCUGUGGCUCACCUACCGCCGGGAUUUCCCGCCCCUGGCGGGGGGCUGCCUCACCUCCGACUGCGGCUGGGGGUGCAUGUUACGGAGCGGCCAGAUGAUGUUGGCCCAGAGCCUGCUGCUGCACUUCCUGCCCAGGGACUGGACGUGGGCCGAGGGCCUGGGCCCUGCUGAACUGGCGGGGUCGGCUUCUCCCAGCCGGCACCGGGGGCCUGCCCGCUGGACGCCCCCACGCUGGGCCCAGGGCGCCCCAGAGCUGGAGCAGGAACGCCGGCACCGGCAGAUCGUGUCCUGGUUCGCCGACCACCCCGGGGCCCCCUUCGGCCUGCACCGCCUGGUGGAGCUGGGGCAGAACUCAGGCAAGAAGGCGGGAGACUGGUACGGGCCAUCGCUGGUGGCACACCUCCUCAGGAAGGCCGUGGAGAGCUGCUCGGAGGUCACGCGCCUGGUGGUGUACGUGUCCCAGGACUGCACAGUGUACAAGGCCGACGUGGCUCGCCUGGUGGCCAGGCCGGACCCCACAGCCGAGUGGAAGUCUGUGGUCAUCCUGGUGCCCGUGCGGCUGGGUGGCGAGACGCUCAACCCUGUGUAUGUGCCCUGCGUGAAGGAGCUCCUGCGCCUGGAGCUGUGCCUGGGCAUCAUGGGGGGCAAGCCGCGCCACUCACUGUACUUCAUCGGCUACCAGGAUGACUUCCUCCUCUACCUGGACCCCCACUACUGCCAGCCCACUGUGGACGUCAGCCAGACUGACUUCCCCCUGGAGUCUUUCCAUUGCACCUCACCUCGCAAGAUGGCCUUUGCCAAGAUGGACCCGAGCUGUACCGUGGGCUUCUACGCUGGUGGCAGGAAGGAGUUUGAGACCCUCUGCUCGGAGCUGACCAGGGUCCUCGGCUCCUCCUCCGCCACCGAGCGCUACCCCAUGUUCACCCUGGCCGAGGGCCACGCUCAGGACCACAGCGUGGACGACCUGUGCUCACAGCCGUCCCAGCCGGCGCCGCCGCCCCCGCGCGCCGGGCGCCUCAAGGCCAAACGCCCCAGCGCCGAGGACUUCGUGUUUUUAUAGGGGGGGGGGGCAGAGCGAUGC
This is a messenger RNA of Lepus europaeus (European hare), 1419 nucleotides long. It is a transcript of the gene ATG4D, whose product is annotated as autophagy related 4D cysteine peptidase. Gene Ontology annotation, molecular function: protein-phosphatidylethanolamide deconjugating activity. The record is from RefSeq and is a predicted model, not a curated record. The coding region runs from base 1 to 1398 and encodes 465 amino acids. NCBI's taxonomy places the organism in Eukaryota, Metazoa, Chordata, Mammalia, Lagomorpha, Leporidae. The transcript is spliced from 10 exons.